Micropterus salmoides (largemouth bass) is the source of this 1501-nucleotide messenger RNA. RefSeq lists its product as uncharacterized. The transcript has 7 exons. The record is from RefSeq and is a predicted model, not a curated record. NCBI's taxonomy places the organism in Eukaryota, Metazoa, Chordata, Actinopteri, Centrarchiformes, Centrarchidae. Bases 16 to 1023 code for a protein of 335 amino acids.
CUGUAGUUGGACACGAUGGUGAGGUUCCAGAUGUCUCCCCUCCUAGCAAAAAACAGCAACCACGUAGUGAUACAUGCUGGGUGCAUUGUCCUGGCUGUCAUUACUCAGGUGAUCUCAGAAAUCUUCUUUAGCCUGGCAACAGACAGCUGCGUGCCCAAUGCUCUGUUUCAGACCUCUUCCAGGAAUGUGUCUGAGACCUUCCCCCUGGAGGUGACUAUGGACUGGUGGUCAGACAAUUGCUGGAUCAUGAUUGACUUUUGGUCUAAGGCUUGGCUCUUGUUUACAGUGGUCAGCCUGUUUAAAAGAAAUAUCCUCCAUCCUGAGUCUUGCAAUCCAGAAAUCCACCCUCCAGAAUUUUAUCUGAUGUGGACCAUGAUUAACAUUGCAAGAAUGUGCAGCAUGUCUCUGUGGGAUACACACGACAUACUUGGAGCCGUCAUACUCAGGUGGAUUCUGCCAGUCUUCAGCUUCUACAUGCUCUACAUGUCCUACUGUCACCUCAACAAGCAUAAACGCUGGCUGGCCAUCAACAACCCUAAUGUGAUCUCCUUGACACGUUACCUGACCCAGAAUGGCUUGGCAUUGUUUGCCUGGUGGUCUCUCUUAAAUGCUGUGGUAGGUGUUGGCAUAGUACUGAAGUACAAAGCUGGUGUGCCGGACCCACUAGUCAGCACCAUCGUCCUCACCACAAUCUCCUCGUGCACUAUAAUCUGGUUCAUCUUACAGAGCUCCCUGUUAGCCAAGUACAUGCGCUACACAUUCAGCGUCUAUGCUGUUCUAAUUCUGGGCCUGGGUGCAAUGUUCACCAGAAGCUAUCGUAUCCAUGACCUCGCUGCAAACACAGUCUACUGUGGGUCCCUCAUGCUCCUGAUGACCAUCAUGAGCUUGAGCCAUUUGAUCUCUUUAUGUUUGCACACGGAAAAGUCAAGCAAGCCUCUUGCCAUGGAGCCUGAUCUGACAUUUGGGGUCUGCGAGACAGUGUGCCAGCCUGAAGGCAACAUCAAACACAAACUCCAGAAGUGAAGACAUGAAGAAAGCUAACAAAUACACAAUACAACAACUUGUUUGUCAUGCAACAGUGAUAAUCUGCAAGUGUGCACUUUACAUAAAUCACCAACAGAGGACAGCAUAUACUCACUUCACACUAAGAACGUGAUUGACAACCAGAGCUCUGUUUUGCCAGAAGAUGGCACAGUAGAUCUUACAGGGACACUGUCUCUCUAUUGAGCAUAUGAUUCACAAAAUGGUAUUCAUAAAGAAAAUCCAAAGCAUUCAAAACAAAUACAAACAAUAUUAUCCAGUGUGGCUCAUACUAUUUUUGUGUUUUAGAGGCCAAAUUUUAUCUGCUGUCUUUAUUCAAUAACAUACAAUCCUAAUACGCACUUUAUUAUAAGCUGAACCUGGGUAAGGUUACAGAAUUAAACAUAAUAUCUUGGAUUCUUUACUCAUGAUGAUGAUAUUUUGUACAUAAGUUCAUUAAAACCCUCUACACCCUCUCUCA